AUGUAUAGAAAUUUCACUUCUAACAAUACUAGAACCACAGCUAACCUGCUUGGUUUGAAGUAUUUGUUGAAGGACUUUUCGGAUGUACCCACUAAGAAGUUCACAAAAUUGAGUGCUGAUGAAGUUAACCAAAUUCUUAGCAUUCAAGAGUUGAAUUCGAAUUGGACAUUUGUAAAUCUUAUAUUAAUAGUUAGAAUGUCAUUAGUUUAGGUCGUAAAUACUAGUUCUAGAAUUUUUAAGACUCUUUCAGUUUUAUGGCCUAAGUUUCUUAAAUAGCUGAGUAGAUGAAACGUAUUUAUUAUAAAAAUUUUAGAUUAUCCAAAAUGGUAUAACAAGAAUGGACUUGUUACUAUUGAUCUCACAACCAAUGAGGUCAAAGGUGUAACAUUCAAAGAUGUACUAUUGGCCUACGCUGCUGAUCAUAUAUCUUAGAUUAUUCAAUCGAACCAAAACAACUCUAUUUUUGAUAAUUGUAACAUACACGUUGAAAACCUUAUACAAUCGUGGAAUAACAAUUAUUAAAAGAGUCAAGAACUUAACCAAGUUAUUGACAAAUCUGUGAACUUCUUAUGA
Messenger RNA from Paramecium pentaurelia, 573 nucleotides. The record is from the annotation of a GenBank genome assembly. Lineage: Eukaryota; Ciliophora; Oligohymenophorea; Peniculida; Parameciidae.